Molecule: messenger RNA, 1761 nt
Organism: Pistacia vera
Lineage: Eukaryota; Viridiplantae; Streptophyta; Magnoliopsida; Sapindales; Anacardiaceae
Product: ATP-dependent DNA helicase At3g02060, chloroplastic-like
Molecular function (GO): nucleic acid binding; ATP binding
Source: RefSeq, a predicted model, not a curated record
AACCCACCUCAACUUCCACCAAGCUUUGGACUUUCACUUCGUUUUUCGCUCUCCGGAGGAAAAAAAAACAAACCCUUUUCUCAAUUCAAUGCCGUGUACUCGCCAGGCCUCUCCCUAUCCUCGCCUACUAAUAGUAAGUCAUCCCCACGAAGGGACAACUAUGAAACUGAGCAGGACUCCAUUUCGGUUCUCAAUGAGAGAAUUUGGAGAGACUACAGUAAGAGAGAGGCUAUAAGGCCUGUAAUGGACUCAGAAGAGGCUGACAAGUAUAUUCGGUUGGUUAAGGAGAAACAGCAAAUUGGAUUGCAGAAGUUAAAGAGUAAGAAAGCAGGUGAUGGUGGUGGUAAUGGUGAUGGUGGCGGUGGCGGUGGUUUUAGUUAUAAGGUUGAUCCGUACGAUUUAAGGUCGGGUGAUUAUGUGGUGCAUAAAAAGGUUGGUAUUAGGAGAUUUGUUGGGAUAAAGUUUGAUGUGCCAAAGGGGUCUUCUGAGCCUAUUGAGUAUGUGUUUAUAGAGUAUUCUGAUGAUAUGGCUAAACUUCCUGUUAAGCAGGCCUCUCGUAUGCUCUGCCGAUAUAAUCUGCUUAAUGAGACAAAAAAACCUUGGACAUUGAGCAAAUUGAAUGACACUAGUGUGUGGGAGAGAAGAAAGAUAAAAGGAAAGGUUGCAAUUCAGAAAAUGGUUGUGGACCUAAUGGAGCUGUAUUUACAUAGGCUGAAACAAACAAGACCUCCCUACCCCAAGAAUCCUGCCAUGGUUGACUUUGCUGCCCAAUUUCCUUAUGAACCCACACCAGAUCAAAAGCAAGCUUUUAUUGAUGUUGAACGGGAUCUGACUGAGAGGGAAACUCCAAUGGACUGUUUAAUUUUUGGAGAUGUUGGAUGGAGUUCCAUCAUUGGAUUUGGUAAAACUGAAGUUGCACUACGUGCCAUCUUCUGUGUAGUCUUUGCAGGGAAGCAGUCUAUGGUUCUCGCACCUACAAUUGUUUUAGCCAAACAGCAUUUUGAUGUUAUUUCUGAGCGGUUUUCCUUAUAUCCUAAUGUCAAUGUUGGACUGCUGAGUCGGUUUCAGACUAAAGCAGAGAAAGAAGAGUAUCUGGACAUGAUAAAACAAGGUCAUCUGAACAUUAUUGUGGGAACUCAUUCACUUCUUGGAAGUCGUGUUGUAUUUAACAAUCUAGGUCUUCUUGUGGUCGAUGAGGAACAGAGGUUUGUUGUCAAACAGAAGGGGAAGAUUGCUCCAUUUAAAACCUCAGUUGAUGUUCUUACUCUGUCUGCAACACCUAUACCACGAACACUCUAUUUAGCAUUGACUGGAUUUCGUGAUGCUAGCUUAAUUUCAACUCCACCUCCAGAAAGAGUUCCUAUAAAAACCCAUCUUUCGGCUUUCAGUAAGGAAAAGGUAAUAUCAGCAGUCAAGAAUGAGCUGGACCGGGAUGGACAGGUUUUUUACGUCUUGCCUCGUAUAAAAGGACUUGAAGAAGUGAUGGAUUUUCUUGAACAGGCAUUUCCAAAGUUUGAUAUAGCUAUUGCACAUGGACAGCAAUACUCGAAGCAGCUUGAGUAAACCAUGGAGAAAUUUUCACGAGGCAUUAUUAAGAUUCUUAUAUACAAUAUAGUCGAAAGUGGGCUUGACAUUCAAAAUGCAAACAGUAUCAUAGUUCAGGAUGUUCAACAGUUUGGCCUAGCGUAGUUGUACCAGAUUCGUGGAAAGCUGAGGAGCAAGAAACACAUCAGUAAAUGUAAAAGAAGCAUUUCCGAGUAG